AUGGGAAAACGAAGCAAGUCAUCGCGCGGACCUGCAAAAAAGCAGCGUCAAGUUCUCGCAACUGCAUUCAAAUGCGUCUUCUGCAGCCACGAGACGGGCGUGACGGUCAAGCUUGACCGAAAAUCAAACGUGGGAAACCUGAGCUGCAAAUCUUGUGGACAGACGUUCCAAGGGCCCAUCAACAAUCUUUCAGCACCUGUCGACGUCUAUGCAGAAUGGAUUGACGCCUGCGACGCGUUGGCUCACGAUACCGCAGCAGCUGCUGCACCACCAGCGUCCUCACAACACUUACAAUCGCGUUUACCUACGCAGAGUGCAGGCCGUGCAGGCCUUGCGCCGGGAGAAAAGUACGAUACGGGAGAUGGCUUCAUCGAUGAUGACGAUGCGGAUGGCGAGGCCGACUACAACGAUGAUGAUGAUUGA
This is a messenger RNA of Dissoconium aciculare CBS 342.82, 423 nucleotides long. RefSeq names its product Elf1-domain-containing protein. Gene Ontology annotation, biological process: transcription elongation by RNA polymerase II. The transcript is spliced from 3 exons. Gene Ontology annotation, molecular function: RNA polymerase II complex binding. The record is from RefSeq and is a predicted model, not a curated record. Bases 1 to 423 code for a protein of 140 amino acids. Gene Ontology annotation, cellular component: transcription elongation factor complex. Lineage: Eukaryota; Fungi; Ascomycota; Dothideomycetes; Mycosphaerellales; Dissoconiaceae.